UUUUUUCCUGUGUUAUCCUGCUCGCUUACUCAAAUUGAACAGUUAAUGCUAACCAUUGCAGUAUCUCAUAUAAGCACCACUCCUAGUAUUCUCAGCCCAAUUGUUUCAAGCAUCUCGCUUUUAUCGCCAUUCGUCUGCACUCUUCAAGUCAUAUGGCAAUCACAUUGGCAAAAGGUAUUUUACGAUACACAUUUCACUUAUCAAACGAUCCUCGCUUCUCUUGAACAAAUGGUAUUCCGCUUACACCAUGAAAACAGCUACACUUUUGAUUAAGGAGUUUUAAUUCUUACUAAACACUACUCAUCACUUGCAUCUUCAUUUUAGCAUCAGUCUCACUUCCUUUAUAAAUUGUAUUGGUCUAGUUGACUUUAAAUAAAACCCGGACUACUGGCUCACCAGUGCUCCCUUAUAAAAAAAA
Rhizopus microsporus ATCC 52813 is the source of this 418-nucleotide messenger RNA. RefSeq lists its product as uncharacterized. The coding region runs from base 46 to 273 and encodes 75 amino acids. The transcript is spliced from 2 exons. Lineage: Eukaryota; Fungi; Mucoromycota; Mucoromycetes; Mucorales; Rhizopodaceae. The record is from RefSeq and is a predicted model, not a curated record.